Colletotrichum chrysophilum is the source of this 1308-nucleotide messenger RNA. RefSeq lists its product as uncharacterized. Lineage: Eukaryota; Fungi; Ascomycota; Sordariomycetes; Glomerellales; Glomerellaceae. Bases 1 to 1308 code for a protein of 435 amino acids. The transcript is spliced from 6 exons. The record is from RefSeq and is a predicted model, not a curated record.
AUGGCCAACAUCGAUCAAGACCUUUGGGUUCCAGGUAACUUGACCUGGGACCAGCUAAACUUCCAUAACAACUGCACUGACGUAUCUUCUUUCUUCGCCUACAACAUGAUGCACACUCCUAUUCCCAACGCCACCUCUCCCAAAUAUUAUCAGUUUAGCCAGCGAUUCAACGAUACCAUCCUUUGGGGCCCGAAAGAAAAGUGCGAGGCCGAUUUCUGCAAAGCUGUCGGAUACACAGGAAGUCAGGAUCUAUGUGGCAUUGGCGUAGGUGUCUCUAAUGUAGUGGUGUCCUACUUCCUCGAAGCCCUUCUCGGGACGAUAUAUCUCAUUGCCUUCACCGUUCAUCAGUCGAUCCGAUACUUCAGCAGAAAUACGUACAAGAAGAAAAGACAAGCUGGCCAACCACAGACUAUCAGCGAGCGGAUCCUUGACUCUUUCCGCGGCUCCUUGGACAUGUUCCUAAGCGGCGCUAUGCUGAUUGCUGUCGCCAUGCUGGGGGCGGCGCUGUAUUCCAGCAUCACCAACAAAGAGGAGAGAGAAAAGGUCAAUCCGGAUCUGCCUUCAGGCGAAGCCGUGUAUGAAAUGGCGCUUUCUCUGAUUGCCUCCAACUUCUCGGUAUUCCCGGUCAUGCUACUCUAUGCUUUAGUAAAGCAUGACGGCCAUCGGAAGUGGCUUCAUCGCGCUGUGUUGUUCAUUCUUUGGGGCCUGAGCGCAUCCGUAGUCUACAUGGCGCCGAGAGCUGAGGUAGACUAUGCAGAGCGCAAGAGUGGCCAUGCGAACUUUGACUGCGACCAGCGCGGCUCGCAAUACUGGCACGUUGUCAAGGCGACCCAAUUCCUUGUCAUAGGGCUGCCUCUACUCUGGCUUAUCAUCACCAUUUUUCUGACCACAGGUUUCAAGAUCCCUGGCUUGGUCGACAAGCCCUGGGUCAAGACAUGGAGGUCAAUUUGGCGCCUUCUGAUUGCGUGGAUCAACCUCUUUCUCAUGUGGGGCAUUCUCGCCUACUUCACGCACUUCAGACAGAAGAUUAUUGAUGCGGCGGGUGGUCUCGACAAGAACGAUAAGUGGACAUUUGGUCAGGUACUUGCCUUGGCCGCCUGGGUUCCAGUCGUUGCAGAGCUGUUCUACAUCUUAGCUUUUGGCCUGGAAGACAGUUUGUCAGGGCAUAUGCCCUCAGAUUACCACGCUUCGCUUGUCGGAAACACUGUGCAGGUUGACCCAACCAAGCGUCGAUCUAAGAGGAAGGAGAGGCGGAACUAUGGCAUCAUGUAUGAUACGUUGCAAACGAAAGCAUGGAUCCUAAUGUGA